Molecule: messenger RNA, 4996 nt
Organism: Larimichthys crocea (large yellow croaker)
Lineage: Eukaryota; Metazoa; Chordata; Actinopteri; Sciaenidae
Gene: lix1l
Product: limb and CNS expressed 1 like
Exons: 6
Coding region: 584-1654 (356 amino acids)
Biological process (GO): autophagosome maturation
Cellular component (GO): cytoplasm
Source: RefSeq, a predicted model, not a curated record
GUCAGGUAUACCCGGGAAGUGACCUCUACAACUACAGUCCACAGUCGUAUGGACUGUUAGUCCGAGGUGGACCUCCAGCUCCUAAACCUUGUCCUGCACAGACUGCUGACAAUGUAUACAGUGUGGGAAGUGAGAACAGAAUGAGAAAACACACAUGACAUAAUAAACACACACACACCAUUGACAAACACACAGCCACUGUUACAUUAAAUACAAAACAACAACAAAACAAUAGUGUAGUGUAAAACAAAGUACAUCACUGAUUAAAAAAAAAGCAUCCACUAUGCAGAGUGACAUCCCUAACUAAACGUGCAGAGAUACUAGAAGAAGGUGGAAUACGAAGUGUCCGUGAAGGCAUCACUUGACUGACAAUCCCGCAGCCUAAUCCACAGAGUGAGGAUGCAUAGCAGCACUGAUAUGUGUCGAAUGAACAUCGGCUAACUACUUCUUUCGGCUGUGAUUGACAAAAGCCAGCAGACACUUUGUUCACUGAGCCCUCGGAGCCUCUCUGAACCACAGACCGUCAGCUUUAACCGGGGAAAUCUCACCCAGACCGGGACUUCGCAGACAUUACGUUGGGACAAUGGAAUCUAAUGUUAUCCCGGACAGUAUCCGCCCUCAGAGGCUUCAGCCAGGGAUUGGAUUUGGUUCAGGACCGACAGGGACCCUCCGCUCCUCUCUCCGUCCCGGGGUUACGGUCCCCAUCGCGCCGCUGUUACCCUCCCCGGCCUCUCUGGCCGCUUCGUCCGGGCCUCCUCCUCCUCCGCCCCCGCUGCAGCUCCACAGCCUGUACGGCGGUGUCGGAGCGGGGCUGGGGCCGGGGGCUACCGGACACUGUAACCCGGGGAACCCGGCGGUGCUGAAGGAGGCGGUGGAGGCUGUGGUCCGCAGCUUCGCCAAACACACACAAGGUUACGGCAGAGUGAACGUGGUGGAAGCCUUACAAGAGUUUUGGCAGAUGAAGUUGACCAGAGGGGCCGAUCUGCGGAAUGGAGCUCUAGUUGUUUAUGAAAUGGUUCCCUCCAACAGCCCUCCAUAUGUCUGCUAUGUCAGCCUUCCCGGUGGAAGCUGCUUCGGAAGUUUCCAGUUCUGUCCCACCAAGGCCGAGGCGAGGCGCAGCGCUGCCAAGAUCGCCCUGAUGAACUCUGUUUUCAACGAACAUCCCUCCCGUCGCAUCACAGACGACUUCAUUGAGAAGAGCGUCAGCGAGGCUCUGGCCUCCUUUAACGGAAACAGAGAAGAGGCUGACAAUCCCAACACAGGAAUCGGAGCUUUCCGCUUCAUGCUCGAGUCCAACAAAGGAAAAUCCAUGCUGGAGUUUCAGGAGCUGAUGACUGUGUUCCAGCUGCUGCACUGGAACGGGAGUCUCAAAGCCAUGAGAGAACGACAGUGUUCCCGACAGGAAGUGCUGGCUCACUAUUCCCACCGGGCUCUGGACGAUGACAUGCGCACUCAGAUGGCCGCUGACUGGGUGAACCGCGAACAGAGCGUGGCGGCCACCAUCGCGCAGGAGGUGGCGUCGACAGAGCGGGAACUGGAGGAUGCCAGGCUGGCGGGCAGAGAACUGCGUUUUUACAAAGAGAAGAAAGACAUCCUGAUGUUAGCUGUGGGCCAACUCAACGCAGCCAACACCGCCACCCUGCCCUCACACUAAACCCAAUGCCCGUCGCGGAAACACACCUUCACACUCCGUAGUACUCCUGGUAACAGUAUUCAUAGAUAUAAAGGUGAAAUCGUCUGAACUCUUAGUUUUGUAUCUUGUGUUUCGUCAUGAGGACCAGGUAAUCAGGUCAUGAUUACAGUAUGCACAUCCAUCCAUCAAACAAACACUUGCCUCUUUGUGCCUAGUGAUUACAGGAUAAGCGGGGGUUCAGACAGGAUCAGGCGCGGCGGAAAAACCGACGGUCUUUCAAUUAAUUUCAGUGGGGGUCGUGUGUUCCCGCACCGGCAGCCCGGCGCAACGCAAGGGUUGCUGCAAAAAAAACGCACCGGCGUCCGGGAGAGAAGUUCAGCCAGAUUCAACUUUUGGGAAACCGGAGCCCCACGUCACGUUCCGCAAGCUUCUUCACAUUGGGAUCCAUCUGUUUUGGUUCGAGGAUAGGAAAUGAAGGAAAAGCUCCAGGUCAAAGUUCUUAUGGGCGUCUUCUUCUCUUCUUCUACUACUGCCACCUUUUGGUUUGGUAAUGCCACCAAAAUGACGUCAUGCGCCGAGCCACUCCCCCCCCACCACCGGUUCCGGUUUCCCUGAUCCUGUCUGAAUGCGCCUACAGUGCUUUUUUUUUUUUUUAAACAACCUGUAAAUGUGCUUGGCAUACCAGCUAACCGAGGUUUACAUGAUCUUUCAUUAUUUCAUACUGUAUUUACUCGAAGUAGACCUACAGAAGCAAAGCCUGCCUUUCAUCAGUGAAUGUACGGGACAUAAGUUAAUAUGACUCAUCAAAACCAAACACAUUUGAUCAAUGGAUCAUUCUGAAGUUUGCAUCUUUCAUGUUUUGGGUUUGUAAUAUUUUGGAUAAGUGAAUGGGUCUUCUCGAUGGCUGUGUCCAUUAAUGAAAUAUCACCACAAAACCUCUUCCAUAAUGGGUGCACAGCCUUGUCCUGCCUGUUGUAAUGAGACUAAUGUGGAAAUUGCGUCUUUAAAUAACACCAGAAUUCAAGUAAGCGUGAAACUUAUUGGCUCGCGUAACAAUUUGAGGGUACUUGGCUAAAAUGUCAGCGGGUGACUGAUUGCUCUGACAGCAGCUCAGGUUUUAUGAAAAAUCCGAUAGUGGACCAUCACUAUGUUUUCUUUUCUUUGUUUGUGUGUGAAGGCUUUUGACUAUUUUUACUGUUCAUUGUAUGCUUGGUGACCAUGACACUAGCUGAAUGUAUAUUUUCAACUAAAGGAUCUACGAAGCGAACAUUUAGACUAUUGAAUUGCUCUUGUGACAUGCAUUGUGUUUGUCGCGUGCAACAAACAGCCAAACAGCCAUACAGUCGUGGUCGGAGGUAAAAUGAGAAGGCCAAAAAAAAAACCCAAAAUACGAGUCGAGGGAUUUAACAAGCUGAUUCUUUAUGUGUGAGUCAGUUCAGUCAGUUCAAAGCAGUACCAGCACAUGUGUGGGUUGUGUUUUUUUGUGACAUACUGGAAGCAGAAUUUGUUUGUUAGCAGUGCUAGUGUCUGUCCAUGAGCUAAAAACAAAGUAUGUAACCCGCACUUAUCACCUUUUCACUUAUUUUUUACGUUGAAGGACCUGAUUUCGUUUAUACUGUAAAUGUGAUAUCUUCAUUGUUCUCUAUCUAUCUCAAAUGUAUUGAAUACAUUAUAAGGAUGAAGGCAUUUCAAUGAGUAGCCUUUUAAAGACCCCAUGUAAUGGAAGUGAGAGUUUAAUUGAUAAUGUGUGGCUCUGGUUGUAAGGAAAUGUGGGCAGUGAGUUAUGCAAGUUAAACAGCAGGAGGGCCCGUCGCGGUGCUGAAUGCUGGAUUACUAACAGCAGAGACUGAUUACACUCAAAUUUUAAGAGGCGGCAAAUAGAAGAUGAAGCAGAUGAGAGAUGGUGUAUGAUUAAAGCCAGAGCCAUUUUUAUUGUUUUAUAGCUGGGAUCUUUGUGCCUUUUUCUGAAAUUGGUAACAUGCAAUAACUAAUAUUUAGACAUGUGAAAACUCAAGUUUCAUUUCAUUUACUGAGGUCUUUAAAGGACGUUCUACUCUGCUUUACAGUGUUUUUUGUCAUUUCAUGUAAAGGUAACAUUACAGAUUAUAUGUUAAUUACAUGCUAUAUACUGUUACAGUACCUUAAAGAAAUAGUUUGAUGAUUUGGGAAAUCCUCUUAUGUGCUUUCUGGAGUCAGCAAUCAGACGAGAAGCUCAAUACCAACCUCUCUUAUCCGUGCAUUUAAUGUAAGGCACAGCCAACUUAGCAUAAAGACAGAAAGCAGCUAGCCUAGCUCUGUCCAAAGGCAAUAAAAUCUAUUCACACAGUGAACUUUCACAUGGGGUUGUGUGCCAGCUAUUUCUUGGUCGGGGGCGCAGUAACUUCCUGGAGUUUCUGUUGGUUGCCUAGCAACUUCUCAGAGCCAAGAAGUAGUUCAGCUGCUUGCGGUAGCCUGAAGGUUGUACCAAUAUUUUUGUCCAACUGUCCAGCAGAAAAUCAAUAGACGUAUUUCACAAAAUGUCAAACUAUUCCCUAAAUAUGUUACAUGACAUUAGAUUAUGAAGGAUUUGUUAAAUCUUUUUGGUAUACAUUUAUAAUCAUGAUAUAUUGUUUGUUUGGUACUCAGCUUGCAAAAUAUGCGUGCAGCACAAGUAGGAAAAUGUUUGUGUGUAAUUUUGUCUUCUUUGCAAGGAUACUGCAGCAAGUUAAAAUAGACCUUUGAACCGAUAGAAUGAACACUUUGACCUCUCAGUUCUGCAGCUUCACAUUUUCUUUUACACAUUUCUUCACUUCUGUUCCCAGAAUCUCUUCUGCAGACAUGUUUUCUGAAUUGAUCCCUGAUUGUAUCGUCCCCUCAAGCAAUUUAAAGUCCAGAUUAGGAACAUAUUGUACUGCCUGUGCACUCGUGCUAAAGCUGAAAUGUAAUUAAUGAGAACAGAAGAGACAAGUAUUCAAUGAGUUGGUUACAGGAAUGAGGCUGGACAUCUUAAAUUGUGUAUUUUCUUUUAAUUUAGACGCUUAUCAUGUGUGUGAUUUUUGACCAGAAGCCAUUAAUCUGAGCUCUCUCUUCUUACAAAUGCCUUGGACCUUUCUUUGUGAUCAUUAUCAGUAAAGGCUUUUUUAAACAAUAUAUUUUUUUUGCUAUCCAUUUUAUAAAAAAAAAAAGGGCUUUUCAUCUUUUUGCUUUGAUGCAUGAUGUGUUGAUUAUGUUUUGUUUUUAUAUGUUUCAUAUUCUAUACAGUAUUGUUUUAUAAAAGUGUUUCUCAAGGCCCUUAUUGUAUGUAUUUUCUAUGAGCAUUUUGUAUUCCAUGUUUAUACUUUUAGUAGAUUUAUAUGAUGUAAUAAAUGGGCUCAUACAAAUGUU